This is a messenger RNA of Ectocarpus siliculosus, 1785 nucleotides long. NCBI's taxonomy places the organism in Eukaryota, Phaeophyceae, Ectocarpales, Ectocarpaceae. The record is from the annotation of a GenBank genome assembly.
AUGCCGUGGAGGUUUUCCUAUCCGCCAGAGGCGACGGUCCUUCUCGCGCCAGACUCCGACUGCUGCAAAAUAUUCACCGACGUGGAGUGCGAGCUGCUGCAGAGGGUCCCCGUAGCAUCGGAGGCCAUCUCUAGGAUAGGCUCCACCGAUCCCGCGGCAAUGCUGUUCGAUGCCGCCGCGGCCUUCGAAGAGGGUGACCCCAGGGCGGAUGAGAACAUCCGUGCGAUGGAGCGAGACGGAGACGCAGACGGCGAGGGUCAUCCGCUGCUGGAAGCGGUGCAGUCUUGCAUCGCAGCGGCUGCGGGGGAAUUCGACAUCCCUAGGCAAAAGGCGCUGAUGCGAGCCGCGGGGUACGGCAAGAGUUUCCUGUCGGACUACGACAGCGACGAGUUCGUAGAGUGCUGCCGGAAGCUGAGGGUGCUCAACAACUGCAGGCACAAGUCGUGCGGCAUGCCGCUCACGUCCCAGCAGUACGACAGGCUUACGCCGGAGGUCCUGGUGGACCGAUUAGCGAUGAGACACCUGCACCUGCUGGCAGUCCGGGUGUGCGACCACCUCCGGCUUCGGCGAGAUCGCGUGGCCGUACACUGGGCCUGCAAGAAGAUAGCCAAGGCUUGCAACGAAGCCUCUGCCGGAGAGCCGGGCGCGCCCACCGACGACGACUUGACUAGGGAGGUGGUGGAGAAGCUGCGACCCUGCGGACAGAUAUCCUACGCCGACGUGGCUCGAGCGGCGGAGAGGUCGGGCAGGCGGCGAUUAGCCACCAUGCUCUUGGACCUAGAGCCCCUGGCAUCGGACCAGGUGCCUCUGCUGCUGUCAAUGGGAGAGAACGAGCUGGGUCUGAAGAAGGCCAUCCUGUCCGGCGAAGAUGACCUGGUGUACCUGUCGGUGAUGCACAUCGAGCAGGAGGCCGGGUCGUCGGAGAAAGGGAGGGAGGCGUUUUGCGAGCUCAUGCACGCACACCCGGAGGCCCUCCGCCUGCUCAAGGUCUAUUACCGCGAGAAGGGGGGUUACAUGGAGCGGAAGAAGCUGCACAACCUGUGCGUGUUCAGCAAGCAGUACCUGGAGGCGGGCACCUUGGCCAUAAGGAAGGCCUACACGCAGGAACGCCUGGACGGUAGGCUGGAGGGGUUGAAGGAAGCCGAGGGUAUGUUCGCACACCGCAAGGAGCUGGCGUUUCAGCAGGCCUGCACCAAGGAUCAGGCGGAGCUGCUCGAGUAUCAGAGGGUCUUGGAGCGAAAAACGGGCCUGGAUGUGUUCGUGGACAUGUCGGUGAGCGAGACGUUGUACCACCUGAUCGUGGUCGGUGCGUCGGGGGGUGUGGAGGGGAGGGACGGGCAGCAGCUCCUUGCCGAGGCGUCGGCCUUGCAGAAGAAGCUCAAGGUCCCCGACAAACGCUUCUGGCACAUCAAGAUUAAGGCGCUGGCCUCCGUGGGGGAGUGGGAGGCCCUCCGAAAGUUCGGAGCCGAGCGCAAGAGCCCCAUCGGCUACAAGCCCUUCGCCUUGGCCUGCAUGCGGAAGAAACCGACGGGGUUGCUCGGCGAUGACACGGAGCGGUACAUCACCGGCUACAUCGAGAGGAUACCUCAAGCGGAAGAUCGGUACGACCUGUACCUUGAGAACAAAUCGUGGGAGAAGGCGGCUGAGGUAGCAGCGAGACUCAAAGACCCAAGGAGGAUAGCUGAGGUGCGGGGACUAGCCACGCCGGCGGGGACGGCAUCAGCCUCUCAGACAACAUCAGGCGGCGGCGGCGGCGGUGGCGACGGGUUCUCAAGGCCCAAGUAG